CCUUGUCACCUGUCAAAACAAAAUCAGCUGUUUUUGACUUUCCAACACAACAAAACAAAUAUCGAAGAAAGCUCGAAAACGUAAAAUAAUGUCUACGAACAAACCAUGGGACCGCCCAUGGUCCAUGGACGAAAUAAUCGAAAAUUCAGACAACUGGAGCAUCGCCGGCGACGUAGCCCUCCUCAACACCCUCAAGGCUUUCGCCGACAAUUUACUAACCCGCACGACCGAAAUCAACGGUAAUUUACAAAACUUAACCAACACUCUGGACCAAACGAGCCUACAGUUAAAUAUAGCCCAAAACGAGUUCCAGAGCUUGCGUAACACCCAAUUCAUCGAAAGUCGCGUUUACGAGGACGACGAAUCCUUGCCUCAACCCGACGUGGAAAACAAAACAAAAGUGGAGGAAAAGAAUGACCACACUGAAGACAUCCGCCUCGCCGCUCUAAAAGGAUUAGAAGUCCUGGACGAAUAUUUCGACAAAGUCGAAGUUUCAGUGAGCGACAGCGAAGACGACGACAUCGAUCUACCAAACUACGUUUUGCGACCCAAAGACUUGUACAUCCAGCGCCCCCUGCCCUACGUCAUCGGCUCCGCCGACUGGCACAAAAACUGGCACGUGGGGCUCGAGGACUCGUCGAGCGACAGCGAAACCGAGAAAGUCUCAGACAAGUUCAGUGAAAGCGACUCCGAAUCAGACUUGCCAAUUAUCCAAGAUAGGUCACAGAUCAAAGGCACGUCUGACACGAGUUCCGAGUUAGAUUUUUCGCAAAAAAUCGAGCCCAAGCAUAAGGACUUUUUCAACUCGAGCGAUAGCGAGAACUCGGUGCAGGCGCCCGUUUCGAAUAAGAGCUUCGCUGAACAGUUGGCGGCGAAAUUGGGGCACGUGGUGAGUCAGGAGUUUGAGGAACCGGAGGUGAACAGGAGGCCAAUACAAAACCAAACGACAAAUUAUGGCGACAUAUUUUUCGACGAACCGCCGCCCCUGGACGAGCCCAAAGGACCUUUUUCUCGGGGCAGAGGGUUGUUCGACGACGACGACGAUGACGACAUCUCCAUCACAAAACCGCCAAAUGAAAGUCCUAAAUUGUCAAAAAGCAAAGGCCUGUUUGACGAAGAAAGCGACGAAGACAUUUUCUCAAAGACAAAACCAGAAAAGCAGCCACUUUUUAGCGAAGAACCUCCGGCUUUAGACGAGAAAAAGAAACCUGUAGGUGGGGUGUCAAUUUUUGGAGGUGGCAACCUUUUCGAUAAAAAGUUACUAAGAAGGCAGCAGAGUUCUGACGACGAUGAAGAAGCAGAAAAAGAACACGCAGAGACAACGUCGAAAAAAGUUAAUUUGUUCGACGACGAUUCGCUCGGGGGUUCGUCAAAGACCGUAAAGACGGAAGAAAAUUCCAGACGAAAAGUGAAUUUGUUUGACAGCGACGAAGAAACCAACAAUUUGUUCAAUGAUGACGAAAAACCCGAGAAACCAAGUCCUGUGAAAUUAUUUGCCGACAACGAAACACCAAAAGAAAAUCCACAAGUACAACCAGAGAAAAAAAUAAGUUUGUUUGACGACGACGACGACCUAUUCAAAGACGAUCUCUUCUCCUCCAACACAAAGAAGAGUUUUACUUCUUGUUUAUUCGACGACAUUCCCGGAGACGAUUUGUUCUCUUCCAAACCCGAAGAGAAGCCGAAAUUGUCUGGGAGUUUGUUCGACGAUGUGGUGAUUCCGGAUGACAAAAACUCCAUCAAUGUAGACAAUACAGAUAAUACAAACUCUGCUGAUCCACCACGUCUGUUUAGCAACAACUUACAAGAAGUUACAGACGGUGAUAAAGUUGUUGACGAAACCGACUUCUUCAAACCUAACCUCAAAUUCGACAACAAGCCAAAAUUGUCACUUUUCGAUUCGCCGCCCCCGGAGCCCGACGACUUAUUCGGCGAACUUCCACCAAAGACCGACUUCAGACCGAACUUACCUUUAUUCGACCCCAGCCCGCCCCCCGACGACGAUUGGGACACAAAAUCCGACAACUUAUCCGAACCUGAAGAUUUCACCCAGGACUUCGAAACACCAACGCCGAAGACGAAUUUGUUCAGCGAGGAGCCACCAGCACUGGACUUUGAACCGGGCCUGAAAAAACCGGGUAAAUUAAAACAUAACCUCAACAUCAACGUUGGUGCUUUAAUGCCCGGAUUUGUCCCUCCAAAGCGGCCUGAAAAAAAAUCCGACAAGGAAGUUCGCACGUCGGAGGAUGACGUAACCCCAACGUCCACCAGGGUAGCUGUGACGUCACCGCGGAAAGUCGCGCCUGCGUCGUUCGACGACGCAGAUAAAGUCGAAGUUCUUCAGAGCGUUACCAAAGAUAGGGCCAGGGUGCCCCUAAAUAGGCGCCCGUCGACGCGGAGGGGGCGCAAAGCCGCUCUGGAGAAGUCAUCGAGCGACUUUAAGCUAGACGACGAGCAAGAAGUCGCCAAAAAUAUUCCAAAACCAGAAACCGAAGACAAACAACCAAAUAACUUCCUAGAACAACUACAAAGUAGUCUGGACGCUAAAACUAAACAAAGUUCUUUGUUCGACGAACACAUUCCACAGCCAAAAAUUGAAGAUAAACCACCAAGUGACACAAAAAACAGUCACUUGGAGGUUAAAAGUUCGUUGUUUGACGAAGUGAAGACUGAAGAUUUCUUUGAAACGUCGAAACGUGCGGAUAGUUUGUUCGACACGCCGGAGAAAGUGCCCAAACCGGUGAAAGCGGACUCGUCGAAAACCAACAUUUUUGAUGAGGAAGACGACGACGACGAUUUAUUUUCAGUCAAGAAACCUAUUUCUCAAGCAAAAACGAAGAAGUCGCUGUUUGACGACAACGAAGACGACGACGACGACGAUAUUUUCAAGAGUUUCAGUAGUGCGAGCGUUACGAAAACCGAAAGUCGAAUAGCCAAAGAGAAAAAAGUGCCGAAAGUCUCUUCUGUGAAGAAGCUGGAGAACACCCAACCCGACGACGAUCCCUUGUCCGCUCUACUAAAAUAGUGUUACUGUUAUAAAUAAAAAUCGCCCUUGGUGGACGCACAUGACAUCAAUCCGCUCUAUAAAUA
Messenger RNA from Zophobas morio, 3090 nucleotides. Its product is annotated as WASH complex subunit 2-like. Bases 89 to 3025 code for a protein of 978 amino acids. Gene Ontology annotation, biological process: chromatin organization. The transcript has 9 exons. The record is from RefSeq and is a predicted model, not a curated record. Gene Ontology annotation, cellular component: nucleus. NCBI's taxonomy places the organism in Eukaryota, Metazoa, Arthropoda, Insecta, Coleoptera, Tenebrionidae.